UGUCAAUCUGACUUGAGGUUUUGGUGAGGUUGUUCGCACGGUAUAAGUAGCUCCAUUGCUGAGGACGAUGGUUUGUGUAAAUUGCUCUGGAACGACAGCUUGACCUGAAGCAUAACGAGCAAGAAUGGUCGCAGGUUGUCGACGAGCAACAAGGGAAAUGCGCUGUGCCAUUAACAUGGUGAAGGGGGAAUGAAAAACGUGAAAAAAUUCGAACUGUAAAUUUCUGUGGAGGGGGGUUACAUUAUCUGACUUGCAAAGCCACCCGAUUCUUUGGUCUGAACUGUCCGAACCCCCACAUGCACCCAUGGCCCAACGCCUGAAUUUGCAGGCCGAUGAUGAGAACACUCUCUUUCAAGAGACACAUUUUUCUCGUUACGGUUAUGAAAGAACGAAUAUUUUUGGUUCAGUCAUAUUAGAAACGUCAUUACCAACCUAUCUCGAGUGCGCGGAAGAGUUUCCGUCAACACGCUACGACUCUUUACCUUAUCCUCCAUCUCGCGAAGCUCCAACGGAGACCAAAAAGUCCAAGCACCUACUCAGUAUCUCAGCUUCAGAGCUAAACGCGUUUGUUGCGUGCAAUGGGUAUUGGAACGGGUUAUGUAUCCCGUUGGGUAUAGAGACAGGCAAAUUGGAGAUAAUAUCUGUCGAUGCGUUUGAGCACGUUAUGGAGGACAAUUUAGGCUUUCUUGUCAAGAAUAUGGUUGUCUGUAUUACAACAGCAGAGCGCUCAAGCGAUGAGAAUCCUUCGACCAAUUAUGAACUCAGGAUUUACGGUGGUAGCCGCAAAGCUGCCCCAUAUCUUGAACAAACUUUAUUUAACAUUGUCGGCGCUUGCCAGCUAAUCAAAGUUGACUCUGCUCCCAUGCAAUUAAACCACGUGAGCGUAAAGCAGAUAGAUGGAAAUAUUCGGACUGCAAUUUUACUGUCAUCGACUGAUGGAAUAGUGCACAUGUACUGCCAGAGCUCAGAAAGCGACAAUUUCCUAGAGUUAGAUGUUGGUGAUUAUUUCCCUAUUUUGGGGAAAAUGGCAGAACAGAGGCAAAGCGUCCUCUUCAUGGAUAUCUAUGAUCAUGGUCAGGGAAGAAUUCUCUGUGCAGGUGGUCAGAAUGGCGAGCUUUGCGUUGGAGUUUAUAACCUUGCCGGAGUGGAAACAGCUUCCUACUCCACGAGACUAUUCAGCCCAAUAUCUUCGGUCAAAAUUUACAACUCACGGUCACCAAUCACGCCAGAUAUUUUGAAUGAUGGUGAUUCUAUUGAUAGGGUUUUACAAGACGAAUGCGAUACAAAUAUUGUAGUGACCUGCGCAGUUGAACGUGCGAUAAUAUAUCAUUCCGUACCAGAAGUUGGUCUUCAAAACGCCGUUGUAUUACCCGAGUCCAGUCACUACGAUUCUGUAUUGUGUUCACAUGUUAUGGAUGUUGAUUGGGAUGGACAAAAUGAAAUUAUCAUUGGUACCUAUGGAAAGCAAAUUCUGAUAUACAAGAAAGCUUCUCCAAAUUCAUACUUCAUCCUUUGGCAAAGACAAUUUUCAUACCCAAUCUAUCGUGUGGUGCAUCUGGAUAUAAACCAUGACGGUUUAGAUGAGCUCAUUGUUACUACGAUGUACGGUGUCCAUAUUCUUCAGGUAAAGUCAUUUGUUCUCAUAAGCUGAUGCCGUCAGAUGGCACUAACAUAUUUCUUACAGCCCAAUUUGAAAAUGGCAAGAGCACAAUUGCUUCGAGUAUUAGAAUUCGCGGAAAGGAUGAAAAGAAGGGUGUACAAUC
Umbelopsis ramanniana AG is the source of this 1763-nucleotide messenger RNA. RefSeq lists its product as uncharacterized. The record is from RefSeq and is a predicted model, not a curated record. Bases 305 to 1651 code for a protein of 448 amino acids. The transcript has 11 exons. Gene Ontology annotation, biological process: negative regulation of TORC1 signaling; cellular response to amino acid starvation; actin filament organization. Lineage: Eukaryota; Fungi; Mucoromycota; Umbelopsidomycetes; Umbelopsidales; Umbelopsidaceae. Gene Ontology annotation, cellular component: actin cytoskeleton; KICSTOR complex; lamellipodium. Gene Ontology annotation, molecular function: actin filament binding.